GAUACCGCUAGGAAACAUCCAAAACCAUCGAGGCAAGGCGCGCAGUAAACAAACCUCCAGUUGAACACCCAACACACUGAGGAUCUGACGAGGAUUUGUGGAGUAGGCACAAACUUUAACUAUUGUAAUAGAAGACGAAGUUAACACAAGUAGCCAACCAAAGAAACUGGAAACACUUCUUUUUCACCCGCAGCUUUCCCACAUCACAAGUUACCACCAUCAAUUGCAUUUAUUUUGAUAUCGCAAGGCACGAUGCGAAACCCCGACGGGAAGAUGACGACGACAACAACAACAAUCAAGCAUACAAAGCUUCGGCUGACCUCGGCUCUACUUUUGGUGGGUUUGGCCAUGGUAUGCUUUGUCACAGUGUCGCGUGAAGAGAGGAUUGAGAAUGGAUUUCUCCCCAAGAAGACAGCAGAGGAAGGUCGACGCGCUGCCGUUGACAAUUGGAAUCACACAAAGCUGGAUCAGUCAUCGAGCCACGAAGCAGCCAAGAAGGAAAUGGCAAACCUCCGAAAGCAAGUCUCUGCGAGGGACAAGGAGUUGGAAGAAUUAAAGGCCAGCAUGGCAAAUCUUCAAAAGAAACAAAGCAUUGAUGAUGCCACAAAAGCUCAGGCAUCCAAACCUCCCGCCGAAUCCUUUUGCCAAGACACUGCCUUCCACAGGUGGCAAAAACUACAACAACCCAUCCGUAGUGCUGCGUUUGACGCACUGGAGUCUUGUUGGUCAAAAGAUGCUCCUCAAGUCGACAAGAGCAAUAACCAUACCCAGGCAGCCUUUCAUCAGUUGACUAAGAGAAUGUUUUCGGAACUCACUUCGUAUCGACUGAAGCAAUCCGUCAAACUACCCGCGAAUCCACUGGUCAUGGAAAAGGUUCAGCAAGUUAUCCAAAACCGCAUGGACGACCCCCAGAAAAAUCCACCCCUGCGAAUUGCCGUCUUUGGCGGGUCCGUGACGACGGGAUUUGAAGCCAAUGUCAACGACGUUGGAUUGCCCUUUGGAUCGCGAGAAACAAUUAAAGGCUGUGAUUGGACCCACAAACUUCAGUUGUUGCUGAAUAAAAUGUUGCCCGCACUUCUCCCUGGUGGCGGUAGUGCCAAUGAUAUUGUCCAAGUACAAAACUUUGCCAUUUCAGGAUCGGAUUCCGUCAUUGGAAGCACACUGUUUGAAUUUGAUCUAUGGCGUGGUAAAAGUGCUGCGGCACAAGAGCUACAAGGCAAGGAUUUUGACAUUUUUAUUUCCGCUUAUAGUGCCAACGAUGGAAAAGCACCGGCCGAGGAAAGGGAGAGAGUCUAUGAGAGUAUGCAAACAUUUCUGCGUCUGACCAUGGACCAACGCCCCUGCAGCGACCUACCCCUCGUCAUUCAACUCGAAGAUGUUCCCUUGGAAAGCCAGCCUCAUAUUGAGACUGUCAAAGAGUCUCUGUGGUUUCCCCGUCACAUGGGAGAGACUGCAGCUUGGACUGGCGGCAGCGUCAUGGCCGUUUCCUAUACAGAUGCGAUCCGAGAUUACGUACUCUCACAUCCUCGUGACGACACCACUUUCUAUCAAUGGGGCGCUCUACACCCGGGGUUGAGCUUUCAUACUGGCAUUAGUUGGGUGUUGGCAUACAAUUUACUCUCCGGUUUGUUGGAUGGAUGUGAUGCCAAGACGAUGCCUCACCAUGCUGAUCCAGAGCCAAGAGUGGGCUUCGUGAAACCCUUGCUGACAGAGCAGCUCAAAGGUGGCGACAUUCACCACCAGUGGAACGAAACAUCGCGCCAAAAGAAGGAAGUGUGCCAAGGAGGCAAUACCGAUGCUAUGACUACCACUUGUGUCUACAAGUGGGUUGCUGCCCAACAGUCGGCCCGUUCCAAAGAAGAGGUGCACAAGGCAGUGUCCAGUGUAGCCACCAACAUCGAAGGAUGGGAGGCGUAUGGUAACCCUGUUCGAAAACCUCGACGGACCUGGAGAGCACUUCAAGAAAAUGCGACAUUUACGAUCCAGCUAGAUAAUAUUGAAUCGGAUGUUAAUCAACUGGUACUGUUGUAUCUGAGAAGCUAUGGCCCAAAUUGGGUGGAUGUAAAACUGACUGUCGUUGUGGAAGGGAGUGCCCCAAGUGCCGAGAGUUGGGAAAAGCUGAAUGAGGCAUUGCUAAUUGGCUCGCACAACAGUGAGACUAGUGUCAACUACUCCAAAAAGAUCAACCUCAAAAAAGUCAUGGAGAAGGGAAGCAGCAUUAGAGCCACAUUUUCUCUGGUGGCCGGGAGAGUGUUCCAAGUGAAUGGGAUUGCCUUCUGUAAACAUGUGUAGCUGGUUUGUAUCCAACCAUCCAGCUUGAGAGCGGGGCUGAUGUUAAAUCUUCUGUGUUCCUUGUGCGGUGAAGCUGCUAAUUUGUAUCUGGAAGGAUGAUAUUGCAUCCUCUAACGCCAAAGUAACAAGCUUGUGUCGUGCUUACCCUGGCAUCAGAGGGCCUUGUACAUAACACAUAGCAGCCCUUUUGGUUGCCAGCCAUAAAGUAAGAGUGAAGCGGGGGCCACGGCCAAGCCAAUGAUACCUUGUCGGUCUCCAAAAAAGGGCCAGCCUCUGGCUAGCUAGCCAAUUGUUUUGUUAGCACAUACCGUACCAGGACCGUCCGACGGUUUUUCGCUCAGGCUUUAAAAACUGCCACGACUGACUCAAAUCCUGGUUCUGGUUAAGAGGAUGUAAGAGGAUGCGAAGAUUUAAAAGGAUGCCUAAGAGGAUGUUGAGUAUUUAAGAGGAUGUUUAUUUAAGAGGAUGUUCAGUCGUGAUAAGAGGAAGUCCUAUGGUGUUUCAAUGAAGGCUUAAGAGGAUGUUUCGAAGCUUAGAGAGGAUGUUGUUAAGAGGAUGUUUAUUUAAGAG
This is a messenger RNA of Seminavis robusta, 2862 nucleotides long. NCBI's taxonomy places the organism in Eukaryota, Bacillariophyta, Bacillariophyceae, Naviculales, Naviculaceae. The record is from the annotation of a GenBank genome assembly.